Meleagris gallopavo (turkey) is the source of this 1522-nucleotide messenger RNA. The record is from RefSeq and is a predicted model, not a curated record. Lineage: Eukaryota; Metazoa; Chordata; Aves; Galliformes; Phasianidae.
UUUUUUUUUGACAUUUUCUUUUGUUGUUCCUGUAAGGGACCACUAGAGGUAGCGCAAGUGUUCCUGGCUGAAAUUCCAGCAGACCCCAAACUUUAUCGACAUCACAACAAACUGAGGUUGUGCUUCAAAGAGUUUAUAAUGAGGUGUGGUGAAGCAGUGAAUAAAAACAAGCACCUUAUUACUGCUGACCAGCGGGAAUAUCAGCAAGAACUCAAAAAGAACUACGGGAAGCUAAAGGAGAACCUUAGGCCCAUGAUUGAAAGAAAGAUCCCAGAGCUGUACAAACCUGUAGUGAAAGUCAACAGCACAAGGGAAUCAUUUCGUAACCAAAGCUUCAGGAAGUAUGAUGCCCAGACUUCACAAAGCACCUAAGGACUAGCUGCUUCUGCCAAGGAAGAGCUUUGUGCCACAAGCCAGAAGUAUUCAACACCAGUGAAAUCAUAAAUCUCCUCAUACAGAACAGCAUGUGUGCUUUCUGGACAGCAUACAGAAAAGCAUUUACAUGUGAUCUCAGAAGACUCCAAAUCAUCUGUAAAUCAUGAGGGCUUGGAAUGGAGGAGUUGCUUUUUAGAUGCUUUUACAUUUAUUGUAAAAUAGUCGUGUAAUGCCAAGGAUGGAUGCCAUUGGAAGGGUCAGUGGUAUGAAACCAGUCACCACUGACAGACUCAGUGCCCUGUGAGUGUUGGCUGAAGCAUUGCAUGAAUCCAGACAAGAUGUCUACUGAGUGCUGAGGAAUGAUGUCUAUUUACUUUCCUUUUCCAAGACAGCAUUUAUCCUUGUCCACUUGGCAGGAAAGCACAUUCUGCAAGUUAAUCACAUGCUUAAAUGCUUUCUUAAUGACAGGGGACAUAGGUACCUGCUCAGUGUCCACUGAGCUGGAGCUUUAGGUAGGAAAAAUUCCCCUGGGUAGUUUCUGUCACCAGUUUCCAUCCCAGUUUUUAACUGCAGAGAGAGUUCUGCACAAAUUCUCUCACCAAAGCUCAGAAAGUAGGAAGUAGCAGCAAAGAAUUUUUACAGAUUUUUAAAAAAUGUUUAAAUGUAGAGACAGCUAUUUGACACACAGUUGGAUUUCUUAAUAAUUAAUGUCAUGUUUAGCAAAGCUAACAAGUAAUAGUUUAAAUAGAAGGCGCUAAGCUAUGUAACUUCUGUGAUUUUUAUUAUGUAAUGCUAUUAUGUAAAUAACCUUUUUCAAAGUCAACUACAACAGCACGCAAUGAGAAUUUCCUACAAUGCACUUACUCAGGCUUUACUGCAUCUUUGGAGAAAUUAGCACAUAAUUUAUGGUGCCUAAUGCUUAGAAUUUUCUGAGCCCUGGACAAAUAUGUUACUAAAUAAUCUUUACAGCACUUCUCUGAAGUAAGGAAAUAUUACUGCUAUUUUGCAGAUGGGGAUAAGGAUGUUGGUACGCAACAAGAGCUGUUAGGACUUCAGAACUCAUUUAGUGAGGCCACGGCAGAGUCACAGUUUGCACCGUGCUUAUUGUGUAAUGCUCAUGUUUUGAAAUAAAGUUCCCUUGAUAUUA